GUUAUAGUUCGGCGAACAUCUACACAAAAUUUGCAUCACAUAAAAUAAAAAUUUUGCAAGAUGUAAAUAAUUUAAUUGGGCAGCGCCAAUUAAAGUUAAAGACUCGAUAACUAUAUCGAUAGCUUAUCGAUAUACUUACACACAUUGGCAACACAGUUAUCACAGCUGUUUAAUUUUUGUUUAUAAACGUUUGUAAAAGGUACGCCAUGGAUACUAAAAAGAUAUCCUUUGGUUUUAGCAAGGUGGCUAAAAAGCCAAAUAUAUUGCCCAGCAAAGUUACAAAAGAAGAAAACAAAGUAGAGCUUAUCAAAUGCCUCGAAGGGAAGGAAAUCAAAUUGGUCACAGAAAAACAAGAAGUUGCACCACUUGUCAUACAAAUGCCUACUAUUCAGAAAACAUCUACAGCGCUGGCAAGUCUAAUGAAACGACGAGCUGUUUUGAUGGGCGAAGAGGACGUCGACCCCGAAGAAUCCACUGCCGAACCGCAAUCUAUCGCUGAAGUAACUGCUAAUAGCGAUGGUGCUAGCUUGGAGCAACGCGCCGCACGCGAGUUGCUUGCAGCCGCGAACGUCAACGGCAAUGAUAUUAUAGAUAAUGAAAAGCUUGUAUUACCGGCGCUGAAAGCUGAUGAGCUGCCUCUGAAUGGGGCCAAAGAAGCAACCUUAGACGACUAUGACUCAAUACCAAUACAACAGUUUGGUUUAGCGAUGCUGCGUGGCAUGGGUUGGGUGGAUCCGCCGCCUAAGAAAAAAGGCGCCGCUCCGGUAGACGAGGCUCCUUUUUUGAGGCCCAAAGGCAUGGGGCUGGGAGCGGACAAAGCUUUGAAACCGAAGGCGUUGCUGGUGCAGCCCGAGAAAAACGAAAUAUUGGAAAUCAAAAAGCAAGCCUACGUGCGCAUCUUGGGUGGCAAGCAAAAAGAUCAGUAUGGACAGAUUGAGGGCUUUGACGAUCAUGCAGGUCGUGUGAUUGUUAAAAUGGCGAUUGGAGGUAACAAGGAGGCAUUUAAUGAGUUUCUCUGCCAGCCCGUCUCUCGCAAGGAAUACUCGCAGUACGGCAAGUGCAUAAAUACAGCAAAAUACGAGGAGUUUAAGAAGCAGGAAAACGAGCACGGCCAAAUAAUUAUCAAGCAAGAAAAAUCAACUGAGAGAACCAGUGUAAAGACAGAGAGUCGAGAUAGAAUGCAUGAGGACGAACGUAAAUCGUAUAGAACAAAAGACGAAGAGAGAAAGCCUCAUAAAACAGAGCAUCGCAGUGUCAACCAAGAUGAGCGUCGAGUUGAGAGCAGAGAUUACAAAGACGAACAAAGUACAUCCCAUAAAAGAGAGGAACGAAACCCUUAUAGAGCAGAAGACCGAGGAAAAGCUGAGAGCAGCAAAACUAGUCGAUACUAUGAACGUGAUCAGGAUUCUCUAAAGAGUAGUAGCACAUCUAAAUCCAGCAGUCGUAGGCGACAGCAAAGCAGCUCAGACGAAGCCGACGAUACGGACGAAUCAACAGAAAGUGAUUGUGAUUCCGCCUAUGAGCGCAGGUCCAAAAAGAAGUCAAAAACUGGAAGCAGCAGCAAUAAAUCCAAGAAAAGAAAGUCAAAGAAAUCGAAAAGUAAAUCACACCGUCAUCGGCGUUCUUCAACCACGAGCGAGGAUUCCAAUAGUAGUGCGGACGAGAGAGCACGACGACGUCAUCAAAAAAAGAAAACAAAGAAAAGUAAACACGAUCGUUCCCGCACGCGUUCUCGGUCCCGUUCUCGUAAUGGGCGUGCCAAGUAGUACAAAGAUAGAAAAUCCAAUUACGCCAUUGUUGAUUCAUUUGAAAACUUUAUUUUAUUUAAACAUUUAUGUAUCAUCAGAAGACGCAUAGUUUUCAUAUAUAUGCACGAUUAUCAUUAAAUUUCAAUUAACUCAUAAUCACAAAAAUGUCUUUCUUUGAGAAUCUUUGGGGCCCAUACAAACUUAGAGUUAGAAAUGUCGUGAUGUAUAGGUUUCCAAAAUGCCUUACUUUUAUGAUUUUAGCUAGUUAUGUGAAUGAUAAUACUUUCAAUAUGCCCAUAGCAUACUUAUAUUUUACGAUAUACUAUAUUUAUUGAUUAGGAUGUAUGUAUGUAUGAGAUGGCAAAGUAAAUGACUUAGUGUUAUAUAUUCGAAUGUGUUUUCUUUGUUUUUUGUUUCCGUCGAAUACGCUGGAUUGUGUGUGUGUGCACGUGA
Messenger RNA from Drosophila mojavensis, 2201 nucleotides. Its product is annotated as G-patch domain and KOW motifs-containing protein. The record is from RefSeq and is a predicted model, not a curated record. Lineage: Eukaryota; Metazoa; Arthropoda; Insecta; Diptera; Drosophilidae. The transcript has 3 exons. Bases 207 to 1766 code for a protein of 519 amino acids. Gene Ontology annotation, cellular component: spliceosomal complex. Gene Ontology annotation, biological process: mRNA splicing, via spliceosome.